Molecule: messenger RNA, 486 nt
Organism: Closterium sp. NIES-65
Lineage: Eukaryota; Viridiplantae; Streptophyta; Zygnematophyceae; Desmidiales; Closteriaceae
Source: the annotation of a GenBank genome assembly
AUGUCCCGCGAGCGCUGCUGCUGCUGCCGCUGCGAGCGCUGGCCACCACCACCGCCGCUACGCUGCUGGGUACCACCUCGACCAGCUCCACCUCCUCCACCACCACCGCCUCCUCCGCUGCCGCCUCCACCGCCUCCACCUCCGCCGCCUCCACCUCCGCCGCUGCCUCCACCACCACCGCUGGCACCACCACCACCGUCUCCGCCGCUGCUGCCACCACCACCACCACCCCCGCCACUAGUCCCGCCGCCACCCCCACUCCCUCCGCCGCCACCGCCGCCACCGCCACCGCCCCCUCCAGCUCCACCCGCGCCCUUGCCCCCCUUGCGCUUGCUGGAGCGACGUCUCCCACUAGGGGUAGACGCCGCGCCGACCGACUCAAGACCAAGCAGGUCGGCAGCAGCAGCAGAGGCAACAGAGGGCAGCAAGGGGGAAGGAGAGCACCCCUCAAAGAUGGGGAACUCAGCAGGAAGGGCGGCGCGGUAG